This is a messenger RNA of Frankliniella occidentalis (western flower thrips), 1275 nucleotides long. RefSeq lists its product as uncharacterized. Gene Ontology annotation, biological process: sensory perception of taste. The record is from RefSeq and is a predicted model, not a curated record. The transcript is spliced from 7 exons. NCBI's taxonomy places the organism in Eukaryota, Metazoa, Arthropoda, Insecta, Thysanoptera, Thripidae. Gene Ontology annotation, cellular component: dendrite; neuronal cell body; axon. The coding region runs from base 42 to 1229 and encodes 395 amino acids.
UGCGGGAGCUGCUCGCAGGGGAGAGGCACACCUCCCCCAGAAUGGCGGCGAGCGACAGCAGACAGCUCCAUCUGCUACAGGGGGUGCCCAGCUACCCGUCCCCGUGGCGGCUGCAGCUGGUGGUGGUGGGGCAGCUGCUGGGGGUCUUCCCGCUGCGGCGGCUGGGCGGCGUGGGGGCGCGCACCCCCAUCUGGCAAUUGAGUCGGCUCCUCCAGCUGUUCUCGGUGGUCGGCGUGUUCACCAGCUCCGUCUGCUUCUACAACUUCUUCGCCGUCGUCAAACUGCCCGGCCAAGGGCUGAAGGGCACCCUUCAGCGAUGGUCGCUGAUCUUUUACGCAGUGAGCGGCCUGCCCUGCGCGCUCGGCGCGCUGUGCUACGGGCGCCGCCUGGAGCGCUUCUCCAACAGCCUGCUCCUGCUCGCCAGGGAGCUGCGACCCGCGAACCAGCAAGUGUGGCCGCGCGGCUGGGCGCUGAGGUCGACAGCCCUGCCCGCCGCCAUCUACUUCAUCGACAUGUUCCGCGAGUUCCAGCACGUGAAAGGCCUCUCCUUCGAAUUGUACACGGUGUGCACCGUGCUGGCCUACACCUUGCCCAUGGCCACCGAGACCCAGUACAUGUUCAUGAGCUCCAUUCUGGCGCUCAGCUACCAGCGGCUCGGGGAGCACAUCUACGCGCUGCAGGGCCCUUCCCGGUCGCCAUCAGAGCACUGGCUGGACGAGGUGAGACGCAGUCACGAGCAGCUCGUGUCGCUCACGUGCGAGCUGCACUGCCUGCUCGGGCCGCAGAUCUUCGUGACCGUCUCCGCCUGCCUCCUCAGCCUCCUGACGGGCGUGUACUUCGCGGCCUCGGCGAUCCUCGAGGGCCUGGUGGACGCCGACGGCAGCGAGGGCGUCUCCAUGGCGAACCAGUCCGACAUCGUGUACUUCACGGCCCGCCUCAUCGCCAUCUGCGCCACUGCGGACACCGUCAAGGCCGCGGCCGCGGCGGUCGUGAACGGAAGCAUCCGCGUGGACUACGGGACGUGGCACACCAACAGCAAAGAGAGGUGGAAUAUGUUUCUUAGUCAACUAGAGACAGUGACGCCGUCCUUCUCAGUGGCCGGCAUAGCAAAGAUCGGCAUGGGGUUGCUGUCCGGGAUGAUUGCCACGACGCUCACGUACCUCCUAGUCCUGCUCCAAUUCGACACGGCCAGGAUCACAGCGGCGCGAGCCAGCGCAAACUCACGGUGAGACCUCGGGGGGGGGUCGUGACGGCGCCGAGCUAAUCGUCCGGGUA